Messenger RNA from Brassicogethes aeneus, 2121 nucleotides. Lineage: Eukaryota; Metazoa; Arthropoda; Insecta; Coleoptera; Nitidulidae. The record is from the annotation of a GenBank genome assembly.
AGUGGAGAAGGGUGUACAAUGUCGGUGUCAGCAGAAGUGUGUGGUUUUGUUUAGUUUUGAUUUUUUGUGUUACUUAUGGUGUUUAUGUGACUUACUAUUAAUUCAUAAUCAAUCAUGCCUCAACCAACCGAUCUUUCUACAUCGCAGCAUUGCAUUGCUAGAGCUCUGUAUGAUAAUAUCCCUGAUACCCCAGAUGAACUAGAGUUUAGAAAAGGAGACAACCUAAUUGUACUAGAGCAAAAUACUAGGAACAUCGAGGGUUGGUGGUUAUGCUCCUUAAGAGGCAGACAGGGUAUCUGCCCGGCCAACAGAUUGAGGUUAAUUCCUGGAUUAUUUGAGGACACUGGACAGUCACGGGUCUCGUCGCCUCAAUUUAUAGAGAAUGAUGUUAUCUUGCAGAAACAAGGAAUUAGGAGGAGUUGGCAUUUUCAACCCAAUCAGGUUGUCACUCCAAAAAAAUUCAACGAUGUCUACUUAUACGACAUGCCCCCUAGAAGUUGUCCUCUUCCAGUUGCGUCUCUCAGUCCAGGGCUAAGCCUUAAGGACGAGGGUAGCGACUAUGAUGUUCCACCGCGUGCAAUUCCAGUAGGCAACGAAAACUUCCGCAACUGUCCUCGAUGUUCACCUGCCCCUUCGUGUGUGUCACCAGUUAGCCGUGAGUCUGGUGAAGCAUACGACAUUCCUCGACCUCUCCACAACCCCCUCACUCCAUCCAGUUCGGCCAGUUCCCUGACGGCAGACUCCUUAAGCUCCUCUAAUAGAAGCAGCCUAAUUAACAUGCCGGAUUACGACGUUCCAAAAUCAUACAACAAAACCGCCUCCAUGGCAUUACACAACCAAAAUCAACUUUAUGAUAUUCCACCAUCAUCGCAUCAGCCAAAGGAGUUGCCAUUAGAACUAAAUUCUGCACUUGAAACAUUGGAGAGAUUACAGACUGAUACUACCAGCGCGAUUUCCAAACUACUCGGCUUCGUUGGUCCUCAAUGGAGGUCCCCCGAAAAACUCCAGUACAGUCUUAUGGAAAUUAAGCUAGCUGUGACCCGGCUGAGCACGUCACUACAAGAUCUUGCGGAAUUCGGUGAAGGCACACUAGGCAAUGCAUCAAGAGCGUCUGACAAAAACCUUGCAGGCAAGUUAUCACCGUUAGUGUUAUCGCUCAAAAACUCCCACGCCUUAGUUCAGGAGGCUUUCCAAAAAUUAAAUAGACAAAAUUGGUCACUAGACUUGCUUUCACGAAACGAUAAUGAUGAUAAAAAUUACAAGCCUGAUGAACUAGAGCAGUUGGUAGCAUGUUCCAGAGCGUUAACAGAAGAUAUUAUGCAGAUUGCAUCAUUCAUACAAGGAAAUGGACUAUUACUUUUCAAAAGAGACCCCAACAGUAUCGAUUGGACAGAAGAACACGAUUAUGUCAGUUUAGAAUCCAAAGAUAACAUAAACAAAAACAGAUUAGAAAUUUUAAACGCACUUCCCAAUAAUUUAAAAAUAGGUUUUGAUAAUUGUAUAAAAAGUGCUGACAAUGUCUCUUUCGAUGAUCACAAGUCUGUGGGUUUAGAUCCUAGCGAUAAACAAAUUUUAGAAUUUUUUUCGGCUCAACUGGUGACUCAUCAUAAUAAUUUAACGCAGGCUAUAGACGCCUUUUUAGAAAGUGUAGAACAUAAUCAACCCCCAAAAGUUUUUAUAGCUCACGGCAAAUUCGUAGUUUUAAGUGCUCAUAAAUUAGUUCAUAUUGGUGAUACUGUUCAUAGAAAUGUUUCUUGCAAAGAAAUUAAAGAUAGAUCAUUAGGUUGCGCUAAUUCCUUGGCGGAUGCUCUUGCCACUAGUGUAAAUAAAACAAAACAAGCAGCCUUGCAAUUUCCCUCAGUGACAGCAGUCCAAGAAAUGGUUGAUUCCAUAGUCGAUAUCUCCCAUUUGGCCAGAGACCUUAAAGUUUGCUUAGUACAGGCUGCAAUCCCUCUGUAAAUGUUUGACUGAUUUUUCAUGGAUUAUUUUUUAAUAUAUGUAUGUAACUAAUGAACCCGACAAAUUUGUCCCUUUUAAUGAUGUAUAUAAAACAAUAGAGUGUACAUAUUUAUUAUUUCUUACAUUAUUUAAAAUUGCCAUACUUAAUAGGAAAUUUCAGCA